This is a messenger RNA of Syngnathus acus (greater pipefish), 2672 nucleotides long. It is a transcript of the gene htr1b, whose product is annotated as 5-hydroxytryptamine (serotonin) receptor 1B. The transcript has a single exon. The record is from RefSeq and is a predicted model, not a curated record. Gene Ontology annotation, cellular component: plasma membrane. Bases 264 to 1412 code for a protein of 382 amino acids. NCBI's taxonomy places the organism in Eukaryota, Metazoa, Chordata, Actinopteri, Syngnathiformes, Syngnathidae. Gene Ontology annotation, biological process: adenylate cyclase-activating adrenergic receptor signaling pathway. Gene Ontology annotation, molecular function: G protein-coupled serotonin receptor activity.
UCACCCUCUGCGGGGGUCCGAGCCGGAAGCACGCGUCUGGAGAGCAUUUCACCUUCCAUGCGGAUUAUGUCCCUCACGCGUUGGAAGGGCAACGCAUCAUCACCGUGCGCAGUCACGAUGAAGAGUGGUGAACUAUCCCCGCAGGGUGUGGAUUACAAGUGAAACAAUUCGUGCCAUGGCGUUAAGGAGGCGACUUUCCUCGAAUUUUAACCUCAAGUGUGGGACGGUGGACAGAAUAUGAGCCAAGAGUUACUGGAGAAGUGAUGGAGGGCGCCGGACAAGUCGAGCCCACCCAGUUGCCGGCGAACGCCUCCAACAUCAGCCAGCCUGAGGAUGCGUCUGAGGUGGUUUGGAGCGCGCACAGCCUCGCCUACCAGAUCACCUUGGCGUCGCUCCUUUCCGCCAUCACGUUGGCCAUCAGUCUGUCCAACGCCUUCGUCAUCGCCACCAUCUCCCAGUCCAAGAAGCUCCAGACGCCUGCCAACUUCCUCAUCGCCUCGUUGGCAGUCACCGACCUGCUGGUGUCCAUCCUUGUGAUGCCCGUGUGCGUCCUCUACACGGUCACCCACGAGUGGACGCUAGGCCAGGUGGUGUGCGACAUUUGGCUGUCGUCGGACAUCACCUGCUGCACGGCGUCCAUUCUCCACCUGUGCGUCAUCGCCUUGGAUCGCUACUGGGCCAUCACGGACGCGGUGGAGUACUCCAAAAAGCGCACGCCGGGGCGCGCGGCCGGGAUGGUGGCCACCGCCUGGGUGAUCGCCAUCUCCAUCUCGCUGCCACCGCUCUUCUGGAGGCAGGUCAAGGCGGACGAGUUGACCAGCUGCAGCGUCAACACGGACCACAUCUUCUACACCAUUUACUCCACCUUCGGCGCCUUUUACAUCCCCACCCUGCUGCUCAUCGUUCUCUACGGGCGCAUCUACGUGGAGGCGCGCAAACGCAUCCUCAAGCAGUCCCCCAAGAAGAAAAAGAGGGUGGCGGGCAAGAGGCUCACUUCGGCGUACUUGACCACGGGCUCCCCCGGCUCGAACGCAUCCACUAGCCCCCUGCAGGGCGGCAGACACGACGCGCCGUCCAGCGACACCAACUCGUCCACCAGCGACAACCAGGUGAAGGUGACUCUGUCGGACGCGGCUCUGGAGAAAAAGCGCAUUUCAGCGGCGAGGGAAAGGAAGGCCACCAAGACGCUGGGCAUCAUUCUGGGCGCGUACAUCGUGUGCUGGCUGCCCUUCUUCAUCUACACGCUGGUGGUGGCCGCAUGCGACGCUUGCGUCAUCCAAGAGCUCUUUGACUUCUUCACCUGGCUUGGCUAUAUGAACUCGCUCAUCAACCCCAUCAUAUACACCAUGUCCAACGAGGACUUCAAGAAAGCUUUCCACAAACUGAUUCGCUUCAGAUGCUGCAGAGGGUGAUCCUUUAAAUGAUUUUUCAUGAUUACGAAUGUGAAUAAGCAGAUGCCAUAAAUUACAGUUCAAAGCCAUGGCGUGUGGAUGUGGAGGAGGGGGGCUAUAAGAGGAAAUCUACAUAUUCUUUAUUAUAUUGAAUAUGUCAUUGAUUGCCUAACCUACAGGGGAAAUCUGGAUUUAAUAAUAAAAAAAAAAUGUGAUCAUCACUGCUGUUUUCAUGCAUAAAAAGAGACAAAAAGGCCAAAAACAUGCUCAAUCCAAUAGAUCUGUAUAUUAAAAAAAUCUGCCUUAAUAAAAAUAAUAAUGCUCACUUUUGUUAGGAUUAAUUUAACAGUAUUUAAAUUAUUUGAUGGAAUGUAUUUAUUCCUCAAUUUAAUUUUCCUUUUUUUUAAGUCAUUAUAUUCAAUUUUAUUUAUUUAUUUAUUUAUUGAUUCAUCAUAUUCAUUUUUAUUUAUUGCAGUAUUAUUUAACCCCUUAAUGGGAAAUUUACCAUUUAUCAUUACCAUCUUAUGUGUAAUAAUUGUAUUUAUUUAUUUAUUAAUGAAUGCAGUGUGAUGGACUCAACUCACACUUGGUGAACUAAUUUAUUGACACAAAAAAGUUUAAAUAUUACAUCUGUCAAUAAUAUACAUUUUAGCCCCCCAAAAAAGGCAGAAUUUUUACUAUCUUCUAUUGGAGCUCAUUAAAUCAGGGGUGGCAAACCUGUGACUCGUGGGCCAUAUGUGGCCCGCAAAAGCUCUCCAUUCUAUCUGCCAUGUCAUUCUAAAAACUAACAAAACCUCAGAGGAACUGUCAUGAAACACCUCGAAACAUUUGACCCUUAAAUGUUCAUAAUAUAAAAGAAGAAUAAGAAUGUUGGACCAUUGUAUCAAACCUCAUCACCAAUGGUCUACUAAGAGGAGGUUGUCCACCCCUGCAUUCGAUGUGCGGUGUAUCCUCAUCGUAAACUUGUCUCAAGCUUUGCACAGUUGUGAACCAGAUGUGUAUGUGUGCGUAUUUUCAGAUCACUUUUGAUAUCAUGCUUCUUAUGUUUUCAAAUGUCACACAGAUAAGCUGUGUGGGCUGCUAUAGUGUGUGUCUGCAACGUGAUGUCUGACCUACACACACACACACACACACACACACACACACACACACACACACACACACACACACACACACACACACACACACACACACACACACACACACACACACUUACACGCAAAUGGGUGUCAUCUCUUUCCUCUCAGAGAUGCUGUGCAAUAAAGAAAAGUAUUUCAAGUA